Messenger RNA from Aegilops tauschii subsp. strangulata, 840 nucleotides. Lineage: Eukaryota; Viridiplantae; Streptophyta; Magnoliopsida; Poales; Poaceae. The record is from RefSeq and is a predicted model, not a curated record.
AUGCCGUCGCCUCCUCGCCCUCGCGCCGGACUGCACCGCCCCCGCCUCUCCAUCACCGGCUCCACUGAGCCUCGCCGCGCCCCCCCCCAAGACGCCGGCGCCCGUUCCUGGCGCUGCCCCGCCGCCGCUGCGGCUCACGGCCACGACACGCCGGGCCUCAUCGCCGUCGUCGCCCUGCCUCACCCCCGACACCCGCGGCGCCCUGCGGCCGACGUCGCCGCGCGGAGCCCCCCGUCGCCGGACUUCCUCCUCCCCGUCGCCGUCGUCUACCUCACGCCGGCGCCCGUUCCUGGCGCUGCCCCGCCGCCGCUGCGGCUCACGGCAUCGACACGCCGGGCCUCAUCGCCGUCGUCUCCCCGCCUCGCCGCCGACACCCGCGGCGCCCUGAGGCCGACGUCGCCGCGCGGAGCCCCCCGUCGCCGGUCUUCCUCGUCCCCGUCGCCGUCGUCUACCUCGUCCUCUCCCUCGACGGACCACCCCGACCCCCGCUGCCUUUCCCCCUACCGGCCCUGUGAGCUCCGCUCCUCCUCCUCCUUCCCAUGUUCUCGUGCGCGCAAGCCCACGGCCGCGCCCACACGCGCGCGCCCUGGCCCCCCGGUCCCCGACUGCCGCUCCCUGCGCGUGGCCCUGCUCGCCGUCCCCUCCCGUUGUCCGCCGUGGCCGCGCUCCGGCCGCGUCCAGUCUGGCCUCUCACGCGCUCGCGUAGGCCCUCGCCGCGCCCUGUCUCUGCAGCCCACCGGCCGGCCUCGCGCCGCUCCGGCCACGGCCGUGCUCGGAGCACCCCCCCACCAGCUCGCCGGGCCGCCGCCCACUCGCUGUGCCGCUUCGGCGCCCGGCUGA